Molecule: messenger RNA, 669 nt
Organism: Scedosporium apiospermum
Lineage: Eukaryota; Fungi; Ascomycota; Sordariomycetes; Microascales; Microascaceae
Exons: 5
Coding region: 1-669 (222 amino acids)
Source: RefSeq, a predicted model, not a curated record
AUGAAGCCCUACGCCAGCCUCGGCGCCAUGUCGGCGCUCGUCCAACUGAGCCACGCCAAUCUCGAUAUCGUCACCCUCCUCACUCCCAGUGGUAAUUUCAUUCAGGAAGCUGCCGCCACACUCGUCGUUGGAGACAUUCCUAAUCCCGUCACCGGAGAUGUUGCCUUGUGGAGUGCGAUAAUGAUGGACAGGCAGGACUUCCUGCAGGGAGUCACCCAGAAUUCGCCCCCGGGACUAGGGUACUGCCAGGACCUUGGCCAGAACUGGUGUAAUUUCGCAUACAAGUACGGAAACGGGAAUCCCACGGCCGGCACCCCGGUAAAGGCGCCUCCCGGUUCUCGCAUCAAGACACACUAUAAGCUCAACACAGGCACGGAGCAAUGGGAGCAGAGGUUGUACAUCAAUGACCAGCUCGUUUCCGAGCUCACAUCGAGCCGAGGACAACACGGGUCGAUAUUUUACAUUUCAACAGAGUGUGCAGCGGGCAAUUGCGCUGCUGCUCCGGCGCACAGUUGGGAAGAUAUUUUCAUCACGCUUAAUCAGCCGGAUGAGCGCUUCCUCUAUCGUGGAAGCUGGGAACACGAAGCAACCGGCGGCGAGAUGUCGACGCCAGAUGGUGGGAAGACUUGGAACUUUACGACCCUUUUCGUCCCGGAGACUCGGCCUUAG